CAGAUAAUUGAUUCGUAUUGAUAAAACUGUUUUGUGGCCACGUGUCAAAACAUUCCACGCAUAAAUCCCAAAUGUCUCAGCAACAGGAAUCCCACCAAAUCCAUAGAACUCAAGUGAUAGAACCUGAUUUUUGACAGUGUCGCCUCUGGUAGUACUCUGCGGUUCUGAAGGUAACCAGCAUUUACUGAACUCACUGCUUGACAGACUUCUGAGGAACUCCUCACCGCUUGUCGCUUCAGGUUCGUGGAUGUACUUAAAAUCUCACUUCUCGACAUCAAUUGUCAUGAAUAGCCACUUCUUGACUUGACUUCUUCUGCUCAUCAGGGCAGGCCGGGGGCCUUUUGCCCAAAAAGUACUUAGGUUCUAACUGACAGAAAAGCGAAUCUCUUUAACAAAAAAAUGCCAAAGAUAGAUUAUUAAUAGCCACUUCUUGCCUUUUUUUCAUUCAAAAACUCACAAAACCUACUUUUCUCCGGAACUUACCACUACACACUUCCUUAUAUCAACUUAUAGAAAACUCGAGAACUCUAGAAACUUCGCGAAACAUAUCGAAAGAUCUGGUAAUAAAUAGCUAUCUGACCAUAUACCUAUAACCACAUAAUGUUUUGACACGUGACUACAAAACAGUUUUAUCAAUAUAAGUCAAUGGCCUAAAUGCAUUUGGGGAAAUACUAAACACAAAUUUCUUCAUUCCGUAGCCUGUUGCUGAGACAUUUGGGAGUUAUCCGUGGAAUGUUUUGACACGUGGCCACAAAACAGUUUUAUCAAUACGAAUCAAUUAUCUGGCCUAAAUACAUUUGCGGAAAUAAUAAACACAAAUUUCUUCAUUCUGUAGAUUGAAUAUGACAUUCGUGACGUCAGGCUAAUAACGCGUAAGAACCCCUAAGAAAAAAUCCUUUGGACGUUAAUGAACAUAAGCGGGAAAUGUGGUGAGAAGGACACGAAGAUCAAAGAGACGGGCUGACGGGCAGCAGGUGUCGCAUCUGUAAUCUGUAUAAUCUGUGGUACUGUGGUAGUACUGCUACUCUGUGCCUGUGCGUGGAACCCAGUGUAAAGCUGUAAAGUGUAUGUUUUGUUAAUACGACAAGUACAAGUGGUCAGUCGUGUUUUGACCCCAAAAUUUAUUUGACUUGAAUUGAAAAUACCUAGGGUAGAUUAAUAUCACUGUGUUUUGUUUCACAUUAGUUUAUGAUCAUUAGUAUUGUGAAUUUGUACGUAAACAUAGAGUGAGUGAAAAAUACGAAAUAUAGGUUACAUGUUUUGUGGGGUAUAUGGGGAAGGGGAUGUCGUGGAAGCAAGGCCUAGACUGCUAUACGGACAGUAUUAAAGUAAAAAUCUCAGAAAAAUACAAACCUCCACCGCGUAUCAAUUUACCAAUGACCUAUGCUCAAAGACUCAUCCUGAACAAACAGACCCAAGAUAGUGAUUUGUAUUAUGAGUUUGGACUAGAAAACGGCGUUUUAGAUCAAAUAAAGGCUUGGAGAGGUUCGAGACUCCAAAUGCUGCAAGACAGAAAAUUAAGAGUAGAAAAAGCUAGAGAUGAAAUCAAAGAAUGUCUACAGCAAGCAAAACAGAAGACUGAUAAUGGUACAAUUAAUACCACAAACAUUGAAUCAACUGGUAUUCCUGUAUCUCAACCCAUGAAUCAUCACUCCAACAUUCUCACUCCUGUUCCUCUAAGUUGCACCAAGAGUCAGGUCACCAUGGAGGUGAAAGACAACAAUAUCAAUAUCGUAGACUUUGAAAAUGAUACUUACAGCCCGUUUGACAAUAUGGAACUUAAAUCAAUCAAUGACAUAGAAGAGCUAGCACAGGUUUUGAACUACGAAGACGAAAGAAAUCAUAGGAUAUCAAACUCUACCAGCUACACGACCCAGUUGAGUUACCCGACGAUAAGCUAUGCAGGAAAGCACUAUACAGCAGCGAACCUCUCACCUUACUUGGACCAUAGUCACUUGAGUCAGUUGAAUAGCUACUACCCACCUGAAACGAAUCAUCAAGGGACGUUGCAUGGAGCCAUUUUUCAGAAUAUAAAUCAAAAUUCUGUAGAUUAUAAUAAUGCAGCUGCUACUUCAACCCUAGAUGCUGAAAUAGAUAGCUUGUGCCUUUCCACAGCAAACAGUACAGUGAAAAGUCCGACGAGGCCAAAAAGUACAGAUAUGAUCUACUUAAAUAGGGAAAGAAAAGAAACUCUUGACGACGGCGACAUAUUGGAUUCAUUGGGUUUUCAGGAGCAGGAGUUAUGCAGAUUGAUGAGUUCCAUGGGAUUCCCUCUUUGUCGGGUGAUUAGAGUCUGUAAGAUUUUAGGGAGCGAUCAGAAAAAGGUCUUGGAGCAUUUGUUAGUGCUUUCUGAGCUGAUCGACUUGGGAUUUGCGGAAAAAGAUGCGUCGAGAGCCUUGAUGGAAAACAAUAAUGAUAGAGACAAAGCAUUAGAUCAACUAGUAACAUAACAUUCCUCUACAAAAUGGCUGUUUUUUGUAAUUCUGCAUAGGUAUACUUAUUUAUGUAUUGUUUGCACGGAUCCACAUAAUUUUUUAUUCAAAAGUUGAUGUACCAUAAGUAUCAAAAUAUAGGAUUUUCAAUGUUUAUAUUUCUUAUGAGGAUGUGAAUCAUGUCACGAUGUCUUAAGAAUUUUAUCAAAAUGUGAUAAUUUACAAUGGUUUUGUGACUCUUGCAAGGUUAAAGUGGAAAAGCCGGUCUCCAAUCAGAUCUGUGGCAAAUUGACUACAUUUGAAUCAUCUGAGUUAGCUAUCUGCAGGAAAGAAACCGAGUGUUUGUAAAGAGAAAAAGGUCUGAUGCAAAAACUAGUAAAUGAAUUAGAAUAUUCAAACACACUGUUAAAAUCAAAAUUAUCCGAUAAUGAUAAUUUUCCUGCUGGUAGAGAUACUGUAACCUGUGAAGGUGGACCACUUUUUGUGCCCAAGGAUGUAAAUACACCUAGCUACAGCGAUAUACUAAAAAAACGUGUAAACAAUAUUGAUUCAUCUGUAUUACUGGUAAAAUCAGCAAACAACAAGCAGAACACCGAUGUAGUCAAAUGCAUUAGGGAUGCAGUCAAUCCAGUCGAACUAAACGUUCAUAUAAGUGGUACAAAAAAACUAAAGAUGAUGCAGCAGUAUAUUGCAACAGCUCGCAGGACCUGCAGAAGCUGAAGGAAGCUCUUAGAAACAAGCUUGGAAAUGGGUAUCACAUUGGGGAAUCCAAGAAGUUUAAUCCUCGUAUUAUAAUUAGAAAUGUUUCUUCUAAUGAUGAUUUGGGCGAUAAUGAUAGCAUUGUUCAAAACAUAUUGACUUUAAACAACUUGAACGAUGAAGAUUCUUCAACCUCGAUGAAAGUAGUCACAAAGUUAAAGCUGAGGGAUUCAAAAAAUAUGCACCUAGUUCUAGAAGUGUCUCCAGCUAUUAGAAAACUUCUACUAGCAAAAGGUUUCGUCUACGUAGGAUGGAAGAGGUGCAGCGUAGUUGAUCACCUCAAUAUUAUGCAGUGCCGAAAAUGCUGUUCAUUUGGUCACCUUGAGAAGAACUGUGCAUCUAAUGUAUCUACGUGUCUUAAGUGUUCUAGUGGCCAUUCUUAUAAAAAUUGUGACAGUGAUUCUGUGAAAUGUGCAAACUGUGUACAGUAUAACCGUAAAUAUCGUACAAAAAUAAAUGUUGAGCAUGCUGCAUCGGAUAAAACAUGUAUGCUUUUUGAGAACCAUGUUCUCAGUCUUAAAGCUAGAAUAGAUUAUGGAUAAGUUAGGAUCAAUGAAGCUUGGUCAUCUGAACGUGCGAUCUCUCAUGUCCGACUUUGCUGCAAUUAUUGACCUGAUUCAGACUGAGCGGUUCGGUAUUUUCGCUGUAAGUGAAACAUGGUUGAGCCAAGACAUUACCAAUGAUGCGGUGAGUAUCAAUAAUUACAAACUGUUCCGUAGUGACAGGGGAUCCCGCGGUGGCGGAGUAGGAGUCUACAUAUCCACUGACCUUCAGGUCGAAAUUAUUAACUUUGACAACAGCUUUGGAAAUUGCUUGGAACAACUGUGGGUUUAGCAUAAAAAUAAACAGAUACCUCUUGCUUUUGGGUGUGUUGUAUAGACGGCCCUCACAAAACCUCAAUGAUUGCAUCAGCGCUCUAGAUCUCAUGUUACCGUUAAUGUCAAACAAUUUUGAUAACAUUGUUAUUGUAGGAGAUCUGAAUGUUGAUAUUUUGAGCGGCAACAACGUCCUUUCUCCAUGCUUUCAAAUGGUGGGUUUUUCUCAAAUUGUCAGUGAUCCUACAAGAGUGACAAGUAACACAGCAUCCUUAUUAGAUCCAGUUUUUACUAAUAAACCAGACAUUAUUUCCGACUGUUUGGUUCUUGAUUCUAACGGCAUAUCUGACCACAAAAUGGUAUCGUGCACUCUCUCCAUUCCUGAUUUGAAAAAUAAACAACGGUUUGUAACUGUAAGGAACUUCAAGUGCUUCAACGAAGAAUAUUUUCUAUUUUCUGCAAAUUUAGACGACUUAUUUUUUAUGAACGAUAUAGAUGCUAAAGUUGAGUUCCUAACAAAUACACUGAUGAGAGUUUAUGAUAAACAUGCUCCUGUAACUACUUUUAGAGUAAACAAACCACCUGCUCCAUGGCUAUCUCCCCGCCUACGUGACGUUCUUAAAGAAAGAGAUAUUGCCCAUACUACAUAUAAAACAAAUAAAACUGUAGAAAACCUAAAUAUUUAUAAGCAAAAAAGAAAUCACGCACUUACUCCGGUGAGGAAAGAGAAAAGAGCAUAUCUACAAUUUCUAUCUGAACAGAAUGACGAAAAAAAGAUAUGGAUUGGCUUAAAGCAGCUUAAUAUACAUUCUCGGACAAAAACCCCUCUUCCAGAUAAUCUAUCUGAUCCAAAUGAAAUCAAUGACUACUUUAUGUCAGUUUACAGUACAAAUAAUGCCUCGGAAGAAUUAUGUCACCUAUACAAAAAUCGUCACUUCUUUCCACCUGAUUCUUUUCCAUUCAGAAUUAUUGAUCCUUCAGAAAUUCUACAAACUAUUAAAUCUCUUAAAUCAGAUGCCAAAGGAAUAGAUGGUCUUACGCUAACUAUGGUAAAGGUAAGCCUACCCGUUAUAUUUUUCCACUUAGUUCACAUAAUCAAUCUAUGUCUUGAAACUGGUUACUUCCCUAAAAUUUGGAAGCAAGCACUGAUAAUACCUAUAAGAAAAACUUUGAAACCCGGUCUCCUAUCAGAUCUUCGACCAAUCAGUUUACUACCUAUUUUGUCAAAAAUCCUUGCAAAGAUUGUACAACUUCAACUUACAUCAUACAUUGAAGUACAUCAGAUAAUUCCACCUAAUCGAUCGGGUUUUAGAAAACAUUAUAAUACAACAUCGGCUUUAAUAAACAGAUGCGACAACAUCUUUCGUGUUCUGGUCAAAAAAAUGGGUUUAGCUUUAAUAUCAGUCGACAACUCUAAAGCCUUCGAUAAGAUAGAUCAUAAACUUUUAUGUGCUAAGCUACGUUCUGUUGGUUGUGAUGAGGUUGUAAUCAAAUUUUUUGAAAGCUAUCUUAAAAACAGGACUCAAUGUGUUUCAGUGAAGGGUAUUACAUCUGAUGUCACUCGAAUACCUUCAGGAGUGCCUCAGGGUUCCAUUUUGGGACCUCUUUUGUUUUUAAUCUAUACAUUUGACUUAUCUAGAUCAGUUUACAACUCUGAUAUUCAAUCGUUCGCUGAUGACACCCAGCUCUCGGAUUCUUUCGGUAUAGAAGAUAUACAGAGCACUGUCAAAGUAUUACAAGCAGAUAUUGAUAGUCUAUGCAAAUAUGCAGAUCACAACCUCAGCAUAAACCCGGAAAAAUCUAAGAUUUUAUUGUUUUGUUCAGACAGCAGAAGAAACGACGUUGUUUCGCUCUUAAAUGUGAACAUAGACAUAAGCAGCUCGAGCUCACCAAUAGCGCAAAAAUAUUGGCUGUAGAAAUUGAUACAAAAUUAAGAUUUACCGAGCAUGUAAAAAAUCUGACCCAAAAAACCUAUGCACGUUUACGCAGUCUUUAUUCAAACAGAUAUCUGCUAAACUUCAAAAUGAGGAAAAAACUUUGCGAAACCUUCGUUGUGUCUGUCUUGAACUACUGCAGUAUUCUAUAUUUUCCCUGUUUGGAUCAGAUCACUAAACACAGAAUCCAAUUGAUUCAAAACAGCUGUGUUCGCUUUAUAUUCGGCAUGAGAAAGUUCGACCAUGUCUCUCACAAAUAUGCAGAGUUGAGAUGGCUGAAGUUUGACCAGUUGGUCAAGUUACAUUUUUCCACAUUUAUCCAUAAAAUUUUAAUUAAUUCUAAGCCAGAAUACCUAUGUGAAAAAAUUAUUUUUAAUAACACCAUUCACAAUAGAGCUAUUAGAGACAGGCACGUUAUCAAAAUUCCGAAGCAUUCAACAUCUCUGUUCCAACAAAGUUUCUCAUAUAACGUUGCAACAAUAUAUAAUUCUUUGGACAGUAAAUUUAAGACCAUGAGUUUACCAUGUUUCCGCUACAAUGUUAAGUUGAGUUAUUUGAAUGAUUAACUUUUCUCUCAAUAUUCAUAGACCUUUUUAGAGUAGCAGUAUGUGCACACAAAAUAUCUCAUUUUCCACUUCUCAUAUGGGUUAUAAGUGAUUUGUCAUAUAUAUUUUGCAUUUUUUUUUCUGUUAGCUGUUAACAACGUAAUAUUUAACUUUAGUGGUUAAGUGUUAGAGUAGCAUAUUGCUAAACUUCGCCACUAUAGUUACACUUUAUAUAUAUAUA
Acanthoscelides obtectus is the source of this 6726-nucleotide messenger RNA. The record is from the annotation of a GenBank genome assembly. Lineage: Eukaryota; Metazoa; Arthropoda; Insecta; Coleoptera; Chrysomelidae.